Messenger RNA from Macrosteles quadrilineatus (aster leafhopper), 910 nucleotides. Its product is annotated as cuticle protein 5-like. The record is from RefSeq and is a predicted model, not a curated record. The coding region runs from base 14 to 607 and encodes 197 amino acids. The transcript is spliced from 2 exons. NCBI's taxonomy places the organism in Eukaryota, Metazoa, Arthropoda, Insecta, Hemiptera, Cicadellidae.
UCACUACAACAUCAUGAACAUUCUAGCGAUAUCCCUGGCGUUCGCUGCCCUGUACACCAAUAGCGUGUACUGCAGCUACUACCACGGACCCAUCGCCAAGCCUGUCGUCCUCCACAACGGCUACCUGGCAGACACCCAUGAAGUAGCAGCAGCCAAGAACGCUCAUCUCGCCGCUCUAGCAAAGGAAUCUCACUACGGAGGAGACUACGGAUACGGUCAUGGCCAGGAAUACAGUGGCUCUUAUGACGGUCAUCAUGGAGACAUCAGGUACCACGGUCCCACCGCCAUCCCACACGUCCUGCAUGACGGACACAUCGCAGACACUCACGAGGUGGCCGCUGCUAAGGCUGAGCAUUUCGCCGCCGUAGCCAAAGCCAAGGCUCACGGAGGCUACGGUGACCACUACAGUGGCAGAUACGCCUCAGACUACGGUGCCAACCAUGGACACUCACAUCAUUUGGUGCCUUACCACGGACCCCUCGCCAAGCCCGUGGUGCUCAAGUCCGGAUACCUGGCAGACACUCACGAGGUCGCCGCUGCCAAGCACCAUCAUCUGGAAGCUUUGCAAAAGGCCAGUCGUCAUGGUCAUUACGACUACCAUUACUAACUGAAUCCCAAUAAAUAUAUAUAAUGUAUAAAGUAAUUUUUAAGUGAUUGCACACCCCUGCUAGUUCAGCGGUAUCUCAGUCACAUAAAAUAAUGGGGAGUUAAAUCGGAGCUACAGCUUUCUGGUUCUUUGGUAAAACAGUUUUUAAAACUUUGUACUUAAUGUAAACCAUGGUUAGUGGUUAUACAUAGCCUUUUCUCACUUGUGGAGAGGCGUGAAGCUUAGGCUUUAAAGUACUCAUUAAAAUAUAGAAGCAUUAAUCAAUUCCCUUCUGUAUUAAAUUAUUAAACUAUGACUUUAUAC